AUGAAGACGAGUGGCGAGGCCAUGCUUGGAACCGGGACAUAUGCAGUGCGGAAGAGGAGGAGGCCAAGUUCCAAGCGGCCGGUCCCUUCGCCGCCCGACGAUUCGAGCAACGGCAGCGCCUCGAAGCGCCACCGCCAGCGACUGAACGCCGAGCUGGAGCGGCUGGCGGCCGCGCUGCCCCUGCCGCGCUCGCUGUCGUGCAAGCUGGACAAGCUGUCCGUGCUGCGCCUCUGCGUCGGAUUCCUCCGUGCCAAGCGCCACCUGCAAGGUGGCACCACGCAACAGCAGCAGCAGCAGCAGCAGCAGCUCGGCGCGCUCGACGGGUUUCUCAUUGCCGUUGCGAGCGACGGUCAGAUCUUCUACGUAUCGCCCAACGUGCAGCACUACCUGGGCUUCCCGCAGACCGACCUCGUCCAGCAGAGCGUGUACGACCUCGUCCACGUGGAGGACAGGGAGGGCGUUCAUCGCGAGCUCAGCUUGGCCCCCAGCGGAACCGAUGCAGCCCGGCUCACCGGUCGGCUCAGCCUUAAGCGCUGGCGCCGUGGGCUCGCCGCUCCCGGCGGCCGUGGCGGGCGCCCUGCCGGAGGAGAAGUCUCCGUUGCUGGAGCGGAGCUUCGCGUGCCGCUGCCGCUGCCUCCUGGAGUGUGCCGCGGGGUUCCUGAAGCUGCACGUGAGGGGACGUCUGCGGGUCCUGCACGGACAGACACCGCCCCCCAGCGCGCGCCCCCCAGGCUCCCGCAGGCUCUCCCGCCAGCCCCCCAGGCCCCGGCGGCAGCCCCACCUCAUCCUCGUCGCCGUGGCAACGCCCGCGGACCCCUCCUCGUCCUCGCCCGUCGCCGCCGGCGACGGAGGAGCGGAGUCGGUACCCGGCGGCCGCGCGACGCGAGUCAGGUGACCGCCGCCGGCGUUUUCGUUGCGCGGCGUGGGAUCGUCGUGCGAAAGGCAACCGCCCGCUUCACGCCGCUGCUGGUGGAAGGGGGCCUUCGCCAGCGUGGAGCCCCGGAGAGCCACGCCGGGCAGGGCAUCUGCGUGCCGAAUCUCUUGCACGCUUAUACGAAUAAAUAUUCAUAUAUCUUGCUUCUUUUUUUUUUCCGAAAAGUUUAUCCCAAAGUCGGGUUUGCACGGUUUGGCGACGUAACGGCGCGAGAGAGGUUCAGCACGCACGCGCAUACCCUGCACAGCACAACGUGCCACGGGACUAAAGAGUCCAUUUGGAUCUCACGCAGGGGCAUUGCGACUCUUGGCGCCGGAGAACGGGUUCCACGGAAGCGGACACCGUAGAGCUACCUCCCGAGAUCCUUUCACCUGACCUCUGGGCCACACGCAGCACCCCGCCCGCUGCCACCACCAGUGAUGUCCUUCGCUUGACAGAGAUCGGGAAAUUUUUGCCAAAUUGGGUCUCGAACCAAAUCUCAACGUGACUGUUUCUCGUUUUGUGACCGGGUGUGAGACCAUCAACUCAGCUGCGCUCGAGAACCCGGUUUAAUCGCAAACUCGGGCGAUGCACGUCUGUGGAUCUCUACGCGAGUCUAUGGGUAUCUGUGCGAGUCAAUGGCGAUUGGGCCGAGACCGUCAACUCAGGUGCACUCGUGAACCCGCUAUCAUCACAACUCACUCUACGCACGAGUCUACGGGGUCUGUAUCUACGCUAGUCCGUGGGUCUCCACGCGAGCUCUAUGGGUCUCGGUCUAAUCGAUUGGUGAGCGGGCUGGACUUGUCGGCUCGCCACGUUUGUCGAACCCAGGUUCUCGGCGACGUUGGCCCGGCGCUCUGAUGUUCGCGUACGACAGCCAAUAACCACGCGGUUCAUCCGUCCCUCUGCGGCAGCGGCCUGGACGGGGACGGCAGGCGCCGGCACAGACUCGCCCGGAGCUCCUGCGGCUCGUCCUCCUCCUCCUCCUCGUCCUCCUCCUCCUCCUCCUCGUUGUCGUCCCUCGAGGCGACUCCCCGCGGACCC
Molecule: messenger RNA, 1957 nt
Organism: Petromyzon marinus (sea lamprey)
Lineage: Eukaryota; Metazoa; Chordata; Hyperoartia; Petromyzontiformes; Petromyzontidae
Source: RefSeq, a predicted model, not a curated record